Messenger RNA from Mus caroli (Ryukyu mouse), 4403 nucleotides. It is a transcript of the gene Tef, whose product is annotated as TEF transcription factor, PAR bZIP family member. Gene Ontology annotation, molecular function: RNA polymerase II cis-regulatory region sequence-specific DNA binding; DNA-binding transcription factor activity, RNA polymerase II-specific. Gene Ontology annotation, cellular component: nucleus. The record is from RefSeq and is a predicted model, not a curated record. NCBI's taxonomy places the organism in Eukaryota, Metazoa, Chordata, Mammalia, Rodentia, Muridae. Gene Ontology annotation, biological process: regulation of transcription by RNA polymerase II.
GUGGAGCUCUUCUCACCGUUCUCAUCUGGCAGCCCUGGUUAUGGCUCCCAGACUGGGGGAGAACUUCCCUUUGCAAAGUUAGAUAACAGGCCGGGUUCUCUGUCAGAGGAUUGGCGCUGUGGCUCCACGUGCUGCAGCUGGCACAAGGCCAGGUCCGCCCUGCCAAGCAGCGAGAAGGGAAGGCCUGGCUGCUGCCGUAGCUGGCAGGUGGCCGAGCUGGGGGUGGACAGGCGGGCUGGGCUGGGGCUGCCCAUUGGCUGCCUCAGGCUCACACCCCGCCUGCCUCCCUAGCCUGUGGCUCCCCAGCAGCCCCUGCCUCUCCAGCUGCUUCUAAACUCCGGAGCAAGCACCUCCUGCUGGGCCAUGUCGAGCUGCAACCAGAUUGGAGUGGCCCCUGCCAUGGACAUGCCUGAGGUCCUCAAGUCCCUGCUGGAGCAUUCUUUGCCUUGGUCAGAGAAGAAGGCAGAUAAGGAAAAGGGGAAGGAAAAGCUGGAGGAAGACGAGUCAGCAGCAGCCAGUACCAUGGCCGUCUCUGCCUCCCUCAUGCCACCCAUCUGGGACAAGACCAUCCCCUACGAUGGCGAGUCCUUCCACCUCGAGUACAUGGACCUGGAUGAGUUCCUGCUGGAGAACGGCAUCCCUGCCAGCCCCACCCACCUGGCACAGAACCUGCUGCUGCCUGUGGCAGAGCUUGAAGGAAAGGAGUCUGCCAGCUCUUCCACGGCAUCGCCACCAUCUUCCUCUACUGCCAUCUUUCAGCCCUCGGAAACCGUGUCCAGCACAGAAUCGUCCUUGGAAAAGGAGAGGGAGACACCAAGUCCCAUCGACCCCAACUGUGUGGAGGUCGAUGUGAACUUCAAUCCUGACCCUGCUGACCUGGUCCUCUCUAGUGUACCAGGUGGGGAGCUUUUCAACCCUCGGAAGCACAGGUUUGCAGAGGAAGACCUGAAGCCCCAGCCCAUGAUCAAAAAAGCCAAGAAAGUCUUUGUCCCUGAUGAGCAGAAGGAUGAAAAGUAUUGGACAAGACGUAAGAAGAACAAUGUGGCAGCUAAACGCUCCCGGGAUGCCAGACGCCUGAAGGAGAACCAGAUCACCAUCCGGGCAGCGUUCCUGGAGAAGGAGAACACAGCCCUGCGGACGGAGGUUGCCGAGCUUCGCAAGGAGGUGGGCAAGUGCAAGACCAUCGUGUCCAAGUACGAGACCAAGUACGGGCCCUUGUAACCUGUGCCCCUGCCCCGCAGGGCACUGCCUGCACCUCAGACCUCUGCCUGGGGCUUCCUGGACCCCACUCGUGUGGAGACUUAGGACUCUUCAUGGGCACAUGGUGGCGUACCUGCUCUAGGAGCACUCACGUCUCAGCUUCAUUAUAACAUGGCCAGCACAUGUGAUGACUUCCCCAGGGGACCAGGAUCCUCUCUCUUGGGGAACAUGAGCGAAUCUACGUAGACGGGUAAAUGGCCCAAGUCUCUCUUGUUGGAUGCUCCAGCUGAAUCAGAAGGGGCCUUCUGGAGUCCAGGUUCUCUUGUACAGAGUGCUCAGGCUUUCCUAGCCUUCCCCUCAGUCUCCAGUUUGGACUGACAAGGGCUGUCUACAGAAUGAGUCAUGAUUAUUGUCACCCUAAUGUCGUCUCAGGUAGCAGGUGCAUUUCCACUUGGGGUGUGUCUGUCAUGUACCUCACCCUCCCCAAAAUCUUUGAGAGAAACAUUCAUUCCCAUCUGUCUCAGAGCCAGGACAUGCUAAUCCUGUUAGUAUAGACAGGGUGGUGGACCACACAAGUGGGGUCUCUGGAUAGCCUGGAAUUAGGGUGGGGCUGGGGCUUGUGGUAGAAAUGCACCCAACCAUUCUUAGCUCCAACUUUUAUCUUGUGGCUCUCAGGCCUGAAGUGGCCCUGGAAUCAGUUUCCUCUGCAUCCCACUUGCUAUGGAAGAGAAAUUCCCAGGAAGGCUGGUCUCUGGGCUCUAAUUGCCAGCGCCUUUGUAUCUCUGGGCCAUUCUGAAGGCUCAUGACUUCCACUAGCCUGGUCUCUGAUUAUUUUCACCCAGUUUCCCUUCUCAGAUCUUAGGUUUAAGAAGAAAACCUAUCAGCUAGGAAGCUUGAGCUUCCAGGCCCCAGGGUACCACUUCUGCAUGGUGUUUAGGAAGCUGGCCUCCACAGUCUCCUGUUGUGGGCACCAGACCGAGGGGUUUUCUCUUGGGAUGCUCCAUGGAACCCUUGCUCUGGCUCACCAAUGGACCCAGGCCAGAAUCUAGUGUCCCUGAAGGCAGAAGAGGGCCUUCCACGUCACAGAUUAGAAUCCCUCCCCAUGGGUAUCAGCAGGCCUCCGUAUACGAGUUGUAUUUGCUGAAGUUACUUACAGUGCAGCUCUCAUGGGACAGCAGGCUCUGGAGACAUUUACACUGGCCUGCAGUCCCUCUGGAGUCGGAGGGUGCCCACACAGCUCUCACUGUGGGGCAGAGUGAUUUCUUGCAGCUUUGGCUCCCUCACAGCUGCACUUUUCUCUUCUAUUUGGCUGGAUUGGACAUCAUGGAACCCUCUGCUCACGUGGGUCAGGGAGGGCACCCUCCGGGAGGGUGUGUGUACUUGCUCAGGGCGGGCAGCCUGUGUGAAGGAGGCAGAGGUGAUGAGGGUGCUUUAUUAUACUUAACACUGGCUUUAUUUUAAAUGGUGGCUUAGUUUGGGGCCCCAAUCUUUUAAGACUUUUCAUAAUGAUGUUAAGACCAGGGCAGACUGUCUACUGGCCAUGGACUGCAGCCAGGAGAUGCCCUGCCCCUCCUGGGACCUGCACACCACCUCUCUGGGGAACUUGACAAAGGUCCCUAAGGCUAAGGGAGGUCUCCCUCCUACUAGGUCCCUGACUUUGACUCUGUGGUUCUCUAGGAACCGUGUGCACACUUGUCUCUGUUGUAACUACAAAGGGCAGUAGCACCCAGCAUGUCAGUGUCCUGCCCGGGCUGCCUGCCUCCUACCCACCCAGCACUCUUCUCUGGGCUGGCUGUUCACCCAGAGGCAGUUCUCAUUUUGUUACUGGUGGACAAGCCUUGAGCUGAAAAUCUCUUCGUUUUCUUUGACUAGAAAAUGUAAGGUUUCUGUUUUUUAAGUUUUAGUUUUAAGGAAUGGAUACUUAUCUCUGGAUGCCAUCUGUGUUCUGACCCUAGUGGGUGGAUGGGGCUUACCGUCUCCCCUUAGUCCCCGUUCUGCCUUGUGGUACCCUCCUUUCCUUCCAGAAGUAGGGAGUGGGUUCUGGCUCCUCCUAAGUGCUUACAGAAUCAUUGUCUGCUUGCUUCUUGGAGAAGCCUUUGGAAUGAAAAGUGGCUGGGAAACAAACCGGAAGGAGCAUGCCUAGAGGUUGACAUCUUGGAGAACAAAGUGUUCACGUAAGCUUGGCUCCUCUGUUGGCCUUAGGACCCCAAGGCUGCACAGAAAGAGUUGAGCUCUGCUGCUUGUCUUGCUGUGGAAGUCUCCUGACUCCCUCUAGGAGCUGACAGCUGAAGCCUGAAGCUCUUGCACUUGGAUCCUUGAAUUCUAAGGAGUACCAGGCUCCAGAAGCCAACUUGUAUUUGGCUUUCCGUGGGUUUGUCUUAGGAUGAGAAGUGUCAUCACUUCCUAAGCAUCCUGUUCUCAGCUAUGGCAGCCUCAGAAAAGACACCUGAAUGGGUUAGAACCCUGCAGGAAUGUACAUUCAAGAGAUGUCUUGAUAAAGAACUUCGUGCUUUUGGAAAGAGCCACCCUUUGGAGGACCUGUUGGUCACCUUAUCUUCAGCCCAAAGGCUAAGUUAUGUGGGUCUGACUCCUUUGGUUAGGGACAGCACUAGACAGUGACCCUAACCCUUGGUCCAUACUCCCUGCUGUGAUGGUGCUGUGGUCUGCUUUCCACUCAGGCAGCUCCUACAGUCCUCCAGCCUGGGGACAGAUGGGAAGCUUUCCAGGGGCCCCCAAGAGGUGUGCUCCCUGUAAGAGGGGCCUGUAAGAGGAGCUCUUGGUUUCCAGGGCAAAGCCCUACCCACAGCUUCUUUAACAUCUGUUAAUUAAGUGCAAUAAAUUUUUCUAGAAAAAGGCAAAGAUGAUUUCCAGGUAGAGAUUGCUGUCUUUUGGUGUUGGAUGCCAGAACACCACUUGGUUUUAUUUUUCUAAGUGCAUGUGAUUGGUAGAGUGUGUGGGCUCUGCAUCCUCCCUGGGAGCUGCAUUCCAGCAGCCCCUCUCCCUACCUUUGCCGGGGGAAAGAGGCCAGGAGAAAAGCCCUUUGUCCCAGCUGCAGAGGUGGAAGCAGACAGCAGCCCUUUGGCCUUACGUGUGUGUGUGUGCCUGUGCGAGUGUGUCCCUGCUGGUGGGCCGGAGUGAUGUGCUAUGGAGGGAAGUUGGGAUUGUAUCCUUUUCAAACAAAAUUAAAUAUUUUGAGACGAGAA